Bacillus rossius redtenbacheri is the source of this 19145-nucleotide messenger RNA. RefSeq names its product putative neutral sphingomyelinase (gene nSMase). The transcript is spliced from 8 exons. The coding region runs from base 76 to 1350 and encodes 424 amino acids. Gene Ontology annotation, molecular function: sphingomyelin phosphodiesterase activity. The record is from RefSeq and is a predicted model, not a curated record. NCBI's taxonomy places the organism in Eukaryota, Metazoa, Arthropoda, Insecta, Phasmatodea, Bacillidae.
CAUGUUGGUUGUUUAUUGUUACGUAGUAAUGUUUAGUUGAUUUAAAGUUGAUUUUAUGAUUUGAUAGUUUAGGAAAUGGUAGAUAUGAUACUGAAGGUGCUUACUUUAAAUUGUUGGGGAAUCCCGGUGGGGUCUUCCCACAGGGCGGAGAGGAUGGACGCCAUAGCCGACGAGCUGGCGAAGGAGGAAUAUGACUUAGUGUGUUUGCAGGAGGUCUGGUUGCAAUCAGACUACCGUCGUAUUAGAGAGAGAACCAGUAAGCAGUUGCCAUUCUCUCACUAUUUUUACAGCGGAGUGUUGGGAUCGGGCGUGUGCAUCCUCUCCAAGUUCCCCAUCGACGACGUGUUCUUCCACCAGUGGCCGGUAAACGGCUACAUCCACAAGAUCCACCACGGCGACUGGUUCGGGGGGAAGGGUGUGGGACUGUGCCAGGUCUCCAUCAACGGUCUCCGAGUUAACGUGUACACCACACACCUGCACGCAGAGUACAACCGGGAGUCGGACGAGUACAUGGUUCACCGUGUGCUGCAAGCGUUCGACCUGUCCCAGACCGUGCGCCUGACAUCGGUGGGUGCGGACGUGGUGAUCCUCGCCGGUGACCUGAACACGGAACCCGACGACCUGGCGCAGCGCAUCAUAUGCCACAACUCCGAACUGCACGACGCCUACGUGUUCGCUCGCCAGUCGGAAAGUGCUCAAGGUUCAGUGACUGAAGACCAGGAAGAAAGAGAGACUGAUACUUCACAGAACCACAAAGAAUUGCUCACAUCAUCUGUAGCUAGAAACCAGGAUUGUACGACGUCUCAAAGAAAAAAUAGCAUAUCCUUAUGGGCUGGCUUUCAGCAAGACCUCAGUAGGAGGAUUGACUACAUCCUGUUUCGUUCAGGCCCAGAAGUUCAGGUGACGGUAGAGUCGUACCGGCAACCUCUACCCCAGAAGGUGCCAGGCCAAAAUUUCUCAUACUCCGACCACGAAGCUGUGCUUGCUACGCUUCGAAUAACAAAAGGUUUUGCUCAAAAUAAGGCUCCCCCGCCGCCGGACACGGCCGCGCGCGCGUCAUCGCUGCAGGAGGCGCUGGCGCUGUGCGACCGGGCCCUGGUGGACCUCCGGCGCUCGCGCGUGCGCUACUGGUUCCUGGCCUGCUCGCUGCUGCUGGCGCUGCUCGCCACGCUGGGCCUCGAGGCGCCCGGGGCCUACCACCGCGCCCACAACGCCGGCCGCGUGCUGGCCACGCUCGUGCUGGGCUUCGCCGCGGGCAUGGCCGGCGUGUGGCACAGCGUGGAGGAGAACGGCAUCCUGGCCGGCAGGCACGGCAUGGAGCGGGUGCUGGACAGGCUGCGUCGCGACUGACCUGCUUUGGGUCUGUGGUACUGGUGUUCGUCCGUCUGGUCGGUUAUUGUUGUAAACUUCAAACUAAGGUCAAGAGAGGGAUGCAUCUUAUAAUUAUUGGUUAUGUCUGUCAUUCCAGUGAAUACUGUACAAGUGUGCAUUUUUAUAGGAACACCUAACAGUCUUUUCAAAACUAGUAAUUUCAGGUUAGAUUUUUCACUAGUUUUGUAAUUUUACAUUUUGUGACCAAUAAUUACGAUUUUAAAAUAAUGUAAAGCUCAUUAUCACGGCUCUGCAGCCACAGUACCUAGGAACGGUUGCUUCUUGGCAUCGGAUCCAUCGCUGCGUGCCGACCUCGUCGUGAUUGCCGCACACACGGGUUUGUUCUUAAUGCUGUUUUUUUUAUGUUGUGCUUCAGCUGUCCUGACGGUCAUACAAUCAGAUAUUUAUCAAGUGCUAAUUUUGAAAAUGUGCCACCCAGAAGUUACAGGCUUCUGCUCAUUUAGGUUAUUUAUCACACCUCGUGCAGGAGACGAUCGAACAACGGGUCAGCGCCAGUGCAAUGCCGCGCUUUCCACUCUCGUCUGUUGCACUGUUGUCCAGUUGUAAAUAUGCGAUGUUGCCAUGUGAUCCUAUAUUCUCUGUGAGUGAGUCCACCAGGGGGUUACUGAAGACUGAUCUGUGCCAAGUACUUUAUUUAUCUACGAGCUCCUGUUGUGCUGCCCACCACUGAUAAAAUACAUGCACGCUUCUCUAAAUGCCAUCCCCGUUUCUUGGAUCCGGUCAUUUCUGUACAGCAAGAUUAUGCAACAACAAAAUUUGCUGAUGUUUUCAAAACCACUGUAUGACUAUAUCUUGGUGUCGUGGCAAAAGUUGGUUGCCAGCUAGGGGAAGUUAGUUAGCAUUAUGGUGACCUGGGACCCGAAAUUUGUAGAGCCCUGCUCAGACCAGAAACAUACACAUUCCAUUUUAGCGAACCUAAACUCCAAAGAUCUGAACAGUGAAGUAGCAAACUAUGUAUCUCCAAACUUAAUGGCUUUUUUUUUGCAUGUUGAUUUCUAAUGUAAAAGGUUUAUGUAAAAAUUACUUUACACUGGGAGUUAUGAGUGUGUGUUUGUCUUGCCUUAGUUUCAUUGAUAUUCUAAACUAAGGAGUUACAAAGUAUUUAUGUUAGAAUAGCCAGUAGUAAGGUUGGAGGAACAAGUUUUGGUUUUUUGUUUCCUCUAAUAUUUGACUUUGGGGGUUUAAGGUUUGCCAACUAGACGGACGAUUUAGAAAUAGUUUUACUCCAAUUGUGGGAUCAACGCUAAGUUACACUACCUGUAACAGUUCAGUAUAUUUUUGCACUUUUAAAAUAUUUUUAAUCUCUGUGGAAUUCUGUCAUAAUGCAUUUAUUUUUACAAUAAGUUCUUUGAGUAGAUCUCAAACAUUUUAUAUGACUAACCGUAUAAUAAAGUUUUCCUGCAUAUGAAGUAGGAAUUCUCUGCUUCAGAAAUUUACAGGUGUUUCAGUGUAUUGUAAUUUAAUUUUAUUCAUAUAAUACUUAAAUAACAUUCUAAAAUUAUUUUGAAGGAUUUUUUAAAAAAAUUUUUUUUAACUAUGCAUUUACUUUUUGACUUAGAAAAUAAAAAUUUAAGGAAUUUACUCAAUUGUAAGAUGUCUCUGGUGUGACUUUGUUCUUGGAAAAAGGCGUGCAUAUUACAACUGAUUCUCUGAAUUUAUUUGAUGCUUAGAUAUAGCUACAGUAGAACCCCUCAUAUCCGACCUUCCCAAAACCGACUCCUCCGGAUAUCCGACCUAGUCUCCGUGGUUGGCGAGCCUGUUCAGACUUGAAAAAGUGACGCAUCUACAUGUCUUCGUGUCGCAAACAGUCAGUUCAGCCGUGAUUGUUGGUGCAGAAUGUGCUCCUACUAUAAUCUUGUACUGUUCUGUGUUUUUUUUUAAAACGUAACGUAAUGUAUUGUGGGUAGAAAAAGUGGAGGGACACUUCCGCAAAAUCAAGAUUUGGCAAAACUGAAACAAAAAUACAUUACUGAAUUCUUUAAAUAAGGUAUGCUUACAUUGUAUUCAUCUUCUCAUUUAUAAUUUAACAAAAGUAAAUGUUUGAAAUGUAUACAGCAACAAUUUUACAAAUAAAGCUGUAUUAAUGUACAUAGGCCUACUGUAUAGCUGGGAAGGGCGUUUUUUUUGCUCCUAUGGAUAUCCGACCUUUUGGCCGUUCCGACCAUGGCCCGGUCCCGUCAUGGUCGGAUAUGUGAGGUUCUACUGUAUUUAUAUUGUUAUUUGCAUACAAACUCAUCAACAUUAUUUGUAAUAAGUAUUAACAAGUUAUUUGACACAUAAUUGGGGGUGGUUAGUCAAUGUCACAUUAAAGUAAAUUGAUAAUCAUAGACACACCACUAUGUAUUUGUUUCAGAACAAGACAUUAGGGUUUUUUAUGUAAGGUUAAUGCAGUCGGAUAAAUGUACAUCAGUACCACCUGUGCACUAAACGUGCUGGGCAGCUGUGAGAUGUUAGGAAAGUACAUAGUUAGAAGAAAAAUUUAUGUACCGGUGUUACCUUUGUCAAAAUUCAAAUAGAUAUGUUUCUUAAAUUUAUGUAAAUCGUAUAAUUGUUAUAAACAUUUUUCUGUAAGAGAAAUGUAAGGUUCAAAAGAGGGAUGCAUCCUAUAAUUUGAUUAUGUCUUAUAUUCAAGUGAAUAUGGUAUAAGUACAAUUUUAUAGGCAGACCUGUCUUUUGUAAAUUAUUGUUUUCAGGUCAGAUUUGCCUCUAGUUUUGUAACUAUGGUUUGAUUGUUGGAAAUCUUACAUUUUGUGACCAAUGUUCAUGAGUUAGAUAGUUACAAGGUUUUUUUGUUUGGGUUCAUGAAACAACAGUAACUUAUGGGAAUUUAUAAUAUUGGUAAGUAUGAGUACGUAGAGACAACCAUUUAAAAAAUGUUUAGUCGAAAAUUGUUAAAUCUUCAAAUUAUUCUAGACUUUGACUUUCUAUCUAACCAUAGUUUACAUCUGUGUGGAUGUAAAUGUUUUAAUUUCAAAGUUAAUUUUGUUGUUAAUUUAGGUUGCUAGAAGAGAGUUUUGUUUGUGAAUGAGUUUUUAGUUGCAACAGGCCUCCGUGAGCACCAGACUAACACAUAUUUGUGUUAUUUGACUUCAGUAGAAACACUUAUCAAGAGUGUCUGAAUAUAUUCUAGGUGCAUUUGCAGACAUUUUCCCAAAGUGUAAACAAAUUAAAGUCUGCACUCUUUAAUCCAUCAUUCUUCAGUUCGGCACAUUCUGUCAAUUUUCCGGCUUUUAUUCAGAUUUUUCAGCUGGAUUCAGGCAUUUGUUCAUCUUGACUGCCUGGUCAUUAUAAUGUAAUAUCAGAGACUUUUCCAAACAGUGCUUCAACAAUAAAAUUUGUGUCCUAAUAUACACCUUUACUCUGUUAAAGCUUAAUGCAGUACCUCUAAAUCAAACUAGCCUAAGUUGCAAUAAGGCAACAGCAGAGUAAAAAAUGUGCUCUUUCAAUGAUACUGUUUUUUUACAUCAGGGAACUCGUGAUCAAUUUCUUUCAGAUGAGGUACUCUCUAUAAUAGCUUCAGGUUCAUAACAUUGUACCUGGACCUUAAGUUUGUCUGGCUUUACAGCUUUGGCCUAAAGACUCUUAUAACUCACCCUAAAUGCUUUAGAUAAUUUUUUGUGUGAAUAAAUAAUGUUUGGAUUCGAUUGAAUAAGGUUUCUUCAACCUCUGUCUCACAUGCCCAGUUGAUUUUUUAGUUUUUAUUUUUCUACUUUUUUAUAAAGGGUGUUUGUAAACUUUUAACUCAAUACCUCUUUUGCAUUUGUAAUUCUGCCACAUAUAUUUUCAGCAGAUAUUCACUUUGUGUUAUAUCAUGAGUGUAAAAUGUUUUAUUAGUGAUGAUAAUUAGAAAGACUUGCGCACCUUUUUACACCCAUUAAAUUGCACUAAGUUAAAUAUUUGUGGCAGAACAACAAAUGUAAGAGAGGUAUCAAGUUAAAAUUCUAGAAAUAUAAAUAAUGGCAAUAAGGUGGGGCAAAAAUCAACAUGGCUUUUGAGAUUGAGCCUUUAAGACAUUAUGUGCAAUAAAAAUAAUGUGUGCGUAGAGUCCAUGUACGACAUAAGUGAAACUUCUUGCUUAUUAUAUUAUUAGGCAUGGGAUUCAUAAUUCUCUUUGGCUGAGGUCACAGGUAAAAAAUAUGUAUACAUAUAUUCAAGUAUGCCAGUGUGCAAGUUUGCUGCGUAAUUUCUACCUCUCUCCUGCAGUCUCAUCCUCUACCGGUUCCCCCACCACGUACCUAAUGCGAUCAGAAUUUUUGUAACGCUCGAAAAUUGUAGCCCUCCUCAGCAAAGAAGUUUCACGUAAAAAAAAUUACUAAAUUUCGACUUAUGUUUAUUUGGCUCUGGGGUGCAGAAAGAUAGUAAUUUUGUUGGCAUAUUCAUACUGGAGAAAACAAUAUUAACCAUCAUAUCCCUGCCACUACAAAUUAAGGUUAUAGUUUUUUGUCAGAGCUUAGAAACUUCACUAGAAAAAGUACCGUAUUUACCCACGUAUGGGUUGCAGAUUUUGUGCCGAUUUUUUGCUUACUAAAAUGUACUGAGAUCCAUAUGCGAAUUUUCCAUUUUGGGUUAAAAAGAAAAUAACACUGCACUGUUGUGGUUGACUAUGUGCUUAAAUUACUAGCCUGUGUUGCUUUUUAAUAAGUAUGUCACGAUUAAAUAUAAAUUGCUAAAUUAAAAUAUCUUAGCAGUGCAUGUAAGAAUCAUGAACUGUGCUGUUAAGCUAUAUCUGGGCAGCUACCCGGUCUGUGUCGGCAUGUGACGGGGCAGUCUGCUGCCGGGCUGUGGCGCUCGGCCAGAGGGAGAAUCAAAAAAUUAAAACAAGUCAGAGAGAAAAAAAGAGGAUGGGGGUUGCGCGUGUGCAUGUUUGUGCGUUAGUGAGUGCAGCCAUGCAGCAGUGUUCAUGGUUCUCCCUCCCUCUCAUCAAUGUAAAUAUCAGUGAACUGGCACCAUACUCACAGGGCUCGGAGCGAGUCACUAAAAGUUACUAAAAGUUACUUUUUUUUUUGCAAAGUCACUAAGGUCCGUUUUUUUAUUAAAAGCCACUAUUUUCUUCACUUUUACUUCGACUACCUUUUCUCGCUCCGUUUUACAACAUGUAAACGUAGUUUUUGGUACUACCAGAAAUGCCGUAAUAAUCGGUACGCACUGUGCAUUAAAAACGCCAACCAUAUUACCGUUCUGCAUGCCAGCGUCACUUUGCUGUACAGCGGCGCUGCCAGUCGCCAGUGUAACAGCGAUUCGAUUAUCGUAUUGUGAUCGUAUCGCUUCUAUAAUCGAUAGCAUAUGUCACUUUUCUCGGCUUCGGCUUUCGGGUUUUCGGCAGUGUUGCCAGGUCUACUGUUUUUGCAGUAGAUCUCCUUCUUUUUAAAAAAUCUACUUUUCUACUGCUAAAAAGCGAAAAGUCAAGCAAAUCUACUGCUUUUUCCUGCCUCAACAAUUUUUUUAUUAAAAUUAACAAAAACGGCUUGAAUUUUAACUAAAAAGUGUAUAUUUUUAUGUUCUUGAGUUUUCUAGCCUGCAACAGUUAAAAUUUUAGUGUCACACUGCAAUAUAUCGAUUUACUGCGAGAUACAUUUAAAUCGAAUCUCUGAUAGUUACCUAAGGGACUUUCCCCUCGUUAGUGGUGUGUGGCUGUGGCAUGAGCGUAUCUUUUUCCGGGAGUUUCCCACCCCAGGCGCCCUUAUAGGUUGAGAUAGAGCUGUCGUCACUCGUGACUCGUCUCGUCCGUCUGUUGAGUGUCGUCAUCGUGUCGUGUCACUGUCGCCUGUCGGUACUCUGUUUAUCAGUCAUCAUAUUUGUGUGCUUUGAAGUGAAACAGUUUAUGUUACUGUUAUUGUCUCGCGGUCGCCUGUAAUAAUUUCGGACGAUGUGGUGUCACGGACAAAGUGUGCCGUUGUCUAUUACGAAUGGAUUUUGAUAACGCUGAAUUUAUUAUUAAUUAUUUGCUAUGAGUAAAAAGGUGAAGUAUUCUCAGAAGUACAAACGUGAGUGGGAAAACGAAGAGUUGUUUAAGGGUUGGUUACAGUCUAGCAAGAAAGGAUGCGGUUUUGCAUAUUGUAAGUCAUGUAACUGUGAUAUUAGCAUUGCUUCUGGAGGUAAAGGUACAUUAAUUAGACAUGUAGAGUCUGAUAAACAUGUGCAAUGUGGAAAGGAACUUAUUGGUCAAAAAACAUUAACUUCAUUUGCAUCUCAAGCAACCAAUUUAAGUAAUAAAGUCAAAGAAGCUGAAAUUCGUCUUUCUGCAUUUGUAGCAGAACACAACAUUUCAUUUAAUAUAAUUAGUCACUUGACACCCCUUAUUAGAUCAGUUUGCCCUGAUUCUGAAAUUGCAAAAAAAAAUCAAGUGUGGCCGAACUAAAGCAACUACCAUUGUUAAACAUGUUUUAGGGCAGGAAAGUAAGGAAUUACUUUGCAAUAUAUUGAGGGAAAAUAAAUUCUCGGUGAUUGUUGAUGAAUCAACUGACACAAGUUCUACCAAACAUUUAUGUGUAGUCGUACGAGUGCAUUCUGGAGAAGGGGUUGUAGUUGAUGCAUUUUACGAUCUCAUUCCUGUGAGUGAAGCAAAUGCUGUUAACUUGCAUAACAGCUUGGUACAGUCAUUUGAGAAGGAAAAUAUUCCUUACAAAGAAAACCUAAUCGGUUUCGCUGCUGAUAACGCUAGUGUAAUGAUGGGUAAAAGACAUUCAUUAUCUAUUCUUUUGAAAAACGACAUGCCCGACCUUUUUAUAAUGAGGUGUAUUUGCCACUCAUUCCAUUUGUGUUCAUCAUAUGCUUGUGCGAAGCUUCCAAGGGAACCGGAAGAUUUGGUCCGUGGUAUUUUCAAUUAUUUUCAUUCAAGUUCUAAACGUAUUGAAUCCUUCAAAGAAUUUCAAAGUUUUGUGAAUGUAAAGCCACAUAAGCUGUUGCAUCCAAGUCAGACAAGAUGGUUAUCCCUUGAGUUAGUUGUAUCUCGGGUUUUGGAGCAGUAUGAUGCCCUCAUACUUUUUUUCACCCAGGCUGCCUUUGAAGAUAAGUUAUUAGCAUCAGAUGCCAUUCUUCAAAAAUUAAAAUCACCCUUCAACAAAUUGUAUCUUGAGUUUCUUCAGUUUGUUUUGCCUAUGUUCAAUAUCCUGAACAAGCAAAUGCAGAGUGAGCAACCACAAAUUCAAAAUUUGAGGCCGAGUGUAGUUUCUGUAUUAAAAACUCUCCUCGAGUGCUAUGUUAAACCAGAAAUUGUAAGAUCCAUUGAUAUAGAUAAAGUUGAUUAUAAAGAUCCUAGAGUUUUUCUGCCGUUGGAAAAUGUCUAUUUUGGGGCAAAAUUAAAUGUGUAAAUGCAAAAGUAAAUGUGUGUAAAAAUAGGUUUACUAAAUUAAUUGUAAAGGAAAACUAUAUGUUUAGGAUAUCUACUUCUUUCUACUGAUUUUUCACAGUUCAAUCUCCUGUUUUGGUGAGUGGUAGACCUGGCAACACUGGUUUUCGGUUGUAAAUAACAACACAAUAAACGAUAGUGAAGCGUAUUUUUGCGAUCAAAUUCGUGUACUACGAAAGUGUUCGUGUUUAUAGGCGAGCGCGAAACCACUUGUUAGGAACUACAUUUAGAUGAAAACGUGCGGGAUCACGGUGACAUAUAACAUAUAAGUGCAUAAUGUGCUGUAACUUCGUUACAGUGUCGUGGUUAUGUUCGGUGUGAAACAGAAUUGAGGUACGUGUUUCGGUAACUUUUCUAGCAGUUUGUGGCAUUUUUGCAUUUUCACUAUUGUUUAUUGUAAAUUUUCCGUUUGCAACGACCACAUUAACAAAACUUACUAAAAUAUUUAAUGGCAAAAUCGCUAUGGUGUUUGUUUUGGUUUUUUUUUGGUUUUAAUUGAUUUUACAUGGUGAUAGUUUUGGUACAAAUGGAUUGAAAAUGGGGAAGUGUCAUUUUCGAGCAGAGUGGUUGGAAAAAACUGAUACUAUAGGACACAAGAUUUCCAAUUGGGCACAAAAGGGGAUUAAAGAUGAUGAACUUUAUUGUAUUGUAUGCUGUGUUUCUGUUAAUGUUGGCAAAGGGUUUCAGUCUGUCACACAACACUACACAGGAAAGAAGCAUAUUAACAAUGUAAAAUUAAAACUAAAUGCCUCACAGUGUCGUCUUGUUUUUGAUAGGAAAAAUAGUUCUGCUUGUGAACGACCAUGUGUUACUACUGGAGUUAAAGACGGUAAGUCAGAGGAAAACACCGGGGACCCAUCACGAGCUUUAACACCCUUAGGUUUGCCAUCAUCUAGCAGUCAUGCACCACUAAACGAAUGUAAUUCAUCACAAGUGGAGCCAGCACAAGUCUCUUCAUUGGAGUGUUCCACAGUUUGUCAAAAUAACAUUCUACGAUUUUGUAACCCCAUAGAAGCUGCCACUAAAGCAGAAAUAAUUUGGGCGAUGACAGUAGUGGCUAAAAAUUUGUCUGCCCAAUCAUGUCAAGAUAUUGGUGAGGUAUUCUCUGCUAUGUUUCCAGCAUUAGUGCCACAAGGUUUCUCACUUUCCCCGAAAAAAUUCUCAUAUUUAGUUACCGAAGCACUUGGCCCAUACUUCAAAGAUGGCAUGCUACAAGAGGCAAAGAAAACUUAUUUUUCUAUUCAAUAUGAUGAAACUACCAACAGCAAAGGUAAGAAGGAACUGCAGAUAAAUAUUAGAUAUUGGUCUGACAUUCGUAAUGAAGUAGUAAUUCAUCAUCUAGAGACAAUUUUUAUAGGAAAGGCUUCUGCUGAUGUUUUAGCCACAUCAAUUCUUUCAGUGCUUAAUAAAGGAUCAUUGAGUCUUAAGAAUGUUGUGACUGUUGGCAGUGAUGGUCCUAAAGUGAAUCAGAAGGUUUUCACAUUGCUAAAUGAAGAAGUUAUUGCAGCAAGAGGAAAAAGUCUUCUUGAUGUAGGAACAUGCAAUCUUCAUCAUGUUCAUAAUGCGUUCUUGAAAGGAUUAGAAGUUUUUGGAACAGAUGUUUCUGAGUUGGUAAUAUCUGUGUAUUAUUUCUUUCAUGGUUGGCCAUCACGAAAAGAAGAUUAUGUGAAGUCUCAGAAAAAAGUUAAGGUUCCAGAACAUUCAUUCAUUAAACACUCUCAAACCAGAUGGGUUACACUCAGAGAAGCAGCAAGUCGUCUCCUUGAACAGUGGCCAGCUUUGCUUGACUACUUUACCAAGUUUCUUCCCUUGCAAAAAACAAAUGCAACAUUUAAUUCAGCACAAUGCAAGAAAAUUUGUAGCUUUUUAAAGAAAAGCACAAUGAAAGCUGAAAUUCUGUUUGUUAUAUCUAGCUCAGAAAUCUUUAGCACCUUCUGCACAAUUUUCCAAAAAGAAGAACCCUUAAUACAUGCACUGCAAACUGAAUUGGACACACUGGUAAGCAAGUUGAUGGGUCGUGUGUGCAAGGGAGAACUUGCUAGUGAGAAAGAUAUUUCAAACAAUUUGUUUGAUAAAGAAAAUCUCCAAAAUGCCACUGACAUUCAGUGUGGACACACUGUGGAGGAAGCACUUAGUAGUGUAAAUGAAAGAGACAGAUUGGAGUUUAAAUUCAGUGUACAGAAACACUAUGCAACAGCUGGAAAUUAUUUGGUUGGUAAGUUCCACAAAAUGUUGAAACACUUCAGCUGUUUCCAGCCUGAGCAGGUUUUAAAGCCAAAGAGUUUGCAGUCCAUAGCAGAAAUAGCAAGAGUUUUACCAGGGGAGAUUAAUGUUGACCUCCUUUUAGACGAAUGGAGAUUGUUGAAAAGUGAAAGAGAAAUGACAAACUUCAGUCCAGGGCAGAGAAUCGACCAUUUUUGGAGAAGUAUCUUUCAGUUGAAGAAUGCUGUCGGUGCUGAAAAGUAUCCUACUGUGCAGAAAGUUGUGAAAAUGAGUCUAAGCAUUUCUCAUGGCAGUGCUGAUGUUGAAAGGGGGUUUUCCCUUUCUUCAAAAAUUCUGACUGAAGAUCGAGCAUCAAUGAGUGAAAGAACUCUCAAUGCCAGGUUAAACACCAUUGAUGGUCUUAGAGUGUAUGGAAAUAAUCCUGUGAAUGUUCCCAUCACCAAGCAACUUAUUAAUUCUGCUGUUAAUGCCCAUAAGAGCUACAAGCUUUACCUUGAGGAGAAGAAAAGAAAAGAAGACUCUGAGAGGAUUAAGGUUGAAGAUGAGAGGAAGAAAAGAGAAGCAGAAGAAGAAUCCAGAAAAGAAGUGAAAAGAAUGAAGCUAAAUGUUGAAGAAUUGAAGAAAAAACUGGAUGAAGCCAACAAAUUUCAUAAACUGAAAAAAGAUACUUGGGAAAAAAUGCACGAAGAGGCCAAUAAUAGGCUAAAAAAAGCUUUGUUUAAGACUCCUGUUGAUGUUCAGGAAGUAAGCCUGGCACAGGCGAUGUACGAAGGAGCACAGUUAGUCAAAAAUGAAGAACAACUGCUUUCAAAGAGAGUGUCUAGUUUACAAAAUGAACUCUACAAGAAAACAAACAAGCUCCUUACAAAUAUUUAAUUUAAGUGAUGAACUUUCGCAGCCCUAAUGUAAAUAUUUUACUGUGUAAACAAAGUGAAAGUGUAAAACUUAACAAAAUUGUAUUUCUCCAUGAACUUAAUACAGCCCUGUACAUCACUUAUUUGUUGUAAAUGUUUCAAAUGUUCAAUAUUUGGGUACAUCUUAUUUUAUGCCAAAGUAAAUUUGGUUUUAUUUUGCUAUUUGUAAUUAUUUUUAAAUUUUAGGGCCAGUAUAUUCAUAAUUGGUACAUAAUUUGAAAUAACAUGUACUAAUUUUGUUUUUGUGUUGUAAUAUAAAUGUCUGUGAGUACGAGUGAAAGUCACUAAAUAAGUCACUUUUUUUUUUCAUUUGUGGUCACUAAAUCAACUAUUUUGAGGAAAAAUUGUGCUCUUGGCCCUGUACUCAAUCUCAACAGGUUUUUAUGACCAACCAAGUCCAAAAACUGUUUUUGCUGGGAAUUUCCUACGCUUUUUACAGAAACAUUUCAUUCAUGACAAAACUGCUGUAAGGGCGUGCUUGUUUUUAUUGAAGAAACUGACAAGGAAAUAGUCUGUGGUCUUUUCUCUCUUGGGGAAGGGGACGGGAAGCGAAACAUGGGUUAAAUAGUUGUUAGAUAGUGCUAAAGAGGGGGGGGGGGGGGGGAGGAAGGCCCCGUAAAGGAUGAAGAGGGGAAAGGCAUCAGGAAGGACAUCGGUGCCAUGUUUCUUACGCUGCAAUAAGCUGAGACACAGACCAUAAAGACUUCACUUGUAUUCUACUGGAGACAGUUAAAUGGCAUUACCUGCAUUCAAGUUUUAGUUUUGUAACUAUAGUUUGAUUGUUGGAAAUCUUACAUUUUGUGAUCAAUGUUCAUGAGUUAGAUAGUUACAAGGUUUUUUUGUUUGGGUUCAUGAAACAACAGUAACUUAUAGGAAUUUAUCAUAUUGGUAAGUAUGAGUACGUAGAGACAACCAGCCUUACGUUGAAAAUGUUAGAUUUUUGUGCCCAAAAUUAAGGGUGCAACCCAUACGUAGGGGCGACCCUUCUGCAAGUAAAUACGGUAACUGGUUCUAGGUAAUUUCUUUUCUGUUGAAACAUGUUCCAUUUUAAGUUCCUGUAAAGAGUAACUUACAAAGUUCCUAAAACGUUCCUCUAAGAUGUAUUUAGAAAAGUAUUUUCUGUCCUUGGGGAAAGUAGCUAGCUUUGUGAGUUGCCUCUAAUGUUUUCUGAAGCACUUCACGGUAUAAAAAUAAGCAACCCUGCUACCAGUGUCGGUAUUCUGUGUGAGCAGUAGGCAUAAUAAGUAGGGGGUUGUUGUGUGCAGUUUUGUGCUUGUUUAGCCAAGUAUUAACAAUGUGUAUGUACAAUAUUGAGAAUUAGUUAUCAUAUAUACAGUACCUAUAUUUUUCAAAGUAGUGAAAUUUCUCUGCUGCCUAACCAACAGUAACUGUAAAUGUGAAUGUAUGUACAAUUGGCAGUUCUCUUUUUCCAUCAUAUUUAACUACUAGUUUGACUUUACUCAAAUUAAUUGUACAGGAUUAAAAAAUAAUAUAUUUACUAGUUAUUAUUUUUUUUUUAAAUAUUUUUUUGCUAGGAACACAUAAAGAAAUGAAAGAAAAAACCUUCAGUUACUGGGAAAAAAUAGCUAUACUUUUAUUCCAAACAAGUAGGAACUGAAUAAAUGGAAAUUGUUCUUUCUGUGCAAUGGUUUUUGGUAAUGUAGUUUUAAAAUUACAUUAGGAUUGAAAACUAAAAAAAAAACUGCAUAAUAAGUUUUCCUUGUUAAAAAGUCCAAAUCCCUGUGCUAAAAUCUAGUGCAUAAAAGGACGGCCAGUCCCUUAAUUUUAGGGAAUGGAUUUUGGUGUCAUAUUCCGUUGCCGUUCUAUUGCCCCAAUUACACGAAUGCGCAGAGCUCAAAUUUUUGUUGAUUUUGUCCAGAUGGCGAACCCACGUCUGGCAUCAUUAACUCGUAGAUAGUAAUUUUUUUGAUUGUCAGGGGAUGUACCAAGCAUGCUUGUGUGCCAAAAGAAACUUUAUGAUACCAACCCGAAAUACAUUUUAUACAUGGUAAUUACAAGAACUAAUCGCAACUUUAAAAUAACUUGAAAAUAUUAGAAAGUCCGUUCUAUUUUUGUGAGAUGAUGCUGCUAUCUCUAAUACCUAAUUUUGCCAUAAGAGUUCUAUUGAUUGUUGCGAAACGUCUGCUAGAAUGCAUUGGAACCAGUUGCUAGCUUUGCGCUGGACACCGUUUAUUAAAAACAGUUGCUUUUCUGUUCGCUUACUGAGAUUGGCAGUGCUUAUUCGCUACCUUACCUGAACGUCUUGGAAUACCGGUGUAAGUACCUUGAGAAAUUUCUUACCAAGAAUUUAAUGUAAUACAGUGCAAGGUCUUAAUUAUGACAUUCUGUGAUUCUACCCAUUCUAAUCCUGCGCCAUUUGAGCUGCUAACAUUCAUUAUUUUUUCGAGUGAAUUUUGGCUAUUGGCCUUGCUAGUCAGGUUGCAUUACUUUUUCUAUGUUGCCAGCAUUUUUAGUUGGCUGUGAGUUUUUGUUGUUGACGGUUUUCAUUUCAGUACAGUGUUUCCUGUUUUAUAGUUGAUUAACUGUCCGUUAUUAUUUUUUCAUGGACGCAACGUGAUAUUGGAGACUUUUUAAACAUUAACUGUCAUCUGUAUUUUUUUUUUUUACCAGUUGAGUCUGUAUUUGUUUGACAAAACUUUGGCUGCAGGUAAAUCAUAACAAAAUAAUUUAGGGCCUUAAUUGCUUCCCAAGGCUGGUAUAUGUAUUUGAAUAUGGACCACCGAGCACCUGAAUAAUGUUAGUUUAUUUUAAUGAAAUGCAAAUGUCGCUCUAGCAAAAUUAUUUCAUGGAAAUAAUUGGGAUUUACAUCUUUAUUUUCCACAUAUUUUUGUGUCUUGUACUACCCCCAAUUAUUGCAAUGAAAUAAUUUUUCAAUGGUGACAAAAUUCACGGUGGUAGUAGAACUACAUUCAGUUUAACAUAAUCCAUAUGCUCAUUGUUCCACCUGAAAUAUUUUCUCUAUUAUUUACAGUAAAAAUGUUGUUCAACCCCAACUUCAGAGACAUAUACCAGCCGUCGAAAGCUCUUAGGCCAAUAUUCACUUAGAGGUUUUAACUUAUUUUGUUGUGUCUAACCUGCAGCCAAAUUUUGUCAGUCGCCUUGUAGAGAGCAGCUAAUUGCAAUUUGUUUAAAAUACCAUUGUACCAUGUAUUAAAUUUUCUUUAUUAUUCCAGUUAAAACUACGAGGGUUAUUUUUUUUUCAACCUCCGAUCGGCUGUAAUAAAAAAACGGGAAUGAAUUAGGAAAUUAUUUUAAUGUCAAAAGAAACGUACAUCUUUACUCUAUUUUUCCACAUAAUCACCGUGCAGAUUGAGGCAUUUGUCGUACCGAUGCACCAGCUUUCCAAUACCCUCUGCAUAAAAUGAUGCCUCCUGCCUAUUCAGCCACGUUUUAACAGUGCUCUGCAGUUCAUAAUUGGUGUUGAAGCGUCAUCCUUCAAGCCACUUUUUCAACGUGGGGAAAAGGUGAUAGUCACAGUUUAUCGUUGCAGCCAUGUUGACAUUCCCAUAACCAAGCUUCAACUGAGGUGUGAGUUGGCCGCUCCACAUGGUUGGUGGAAGGGGGUAAACACUACGAGACGUGUCGAUUCGUGUACGAGCGAUUAGGGUUUCGAUUAAUGGGCAUGCCAUGGAGAAAUGAAACUAAUCACACUGCAGGGCACUGUUAAAACGUGGCUGAAUAGGCAGGAGGCAUCAUUUUAUGCAGAGGGUAUUGGAAAGCUGGUGCAUCGGUACGACAAAUGCCUCAAUCUGCACGGUGAUUAUGUGGAAAAAUAGAGUAAAGAUGUACGUUUCUUUUGACAUUAAAAUAAUUUCCCAAUUCAUUCCCGUUUUUUUUAUUACAGCCGAUCUGAGGUUGAAAAAAAAAUAACCCUUGUAUAUUGGUGCCCGAUAAUCCAUUACAAUCUCUAAUCCGCAUGGCCGUGCUCCUGAAGGUGUCUGGAUCGGUGAUGCCCAGCUUUACUCUCCCACCCUGCAGGCUGCUAGUGGGCCAUCAUGGGUCUUUAGCUUCCUACUGCAUGUAGCAGACUAUUGUGUUCUGAAUGAAUGCAAAAAUAUAUAUUUUCUGGUUCAUGAUUUUACUCUUGCUACGAGAAGCAAGAUUGACUGCGGAGUUCUCAAAUUAGUUUCAGAGACUUAUCAUUGUGUAUACAUUAGAUUUGUUACCAGUGCCAACACAGCAAACAGUGAAAAAAAAAAAGAAGAAAAAAUGUUCUUUGUAGGCAUGAAUGGAACAUUUCCUUGCCAUUUGUCGGUCUUAAUAGCAAUACAAUUCUGCCUGAUAUGCCAUAGCUACCAUUUGUCAUGCCUGGCAAAUAUUAAUUGAAAGUUACUAGUUCCAGAAAAAUCCCCUUCUGCCUAGAAGUAUAAAGACUAUUGACAUUUGGAGUAAUGAAGUCAGGGAGACUAGACAAUGCCACUAAACUGUGAUUUUGGUGUAAUAGCUAUCAUGUAAUAUGAUCACGUCAGCUGUUUUUAUUUAAACCUUUAUAGUUCUCUGCCAUCAGGUUUGAUACUUAGGAUGAUGCCGCUUUUAAUACGUCUAGUAAAAUUCACCCAUCUGACUCAACGAGAGAUACACCUAGAAAGUAGAAACAUUUCCAAAGAAUGUGGAGGUUGUAAUAUUAAGUGAAGCUACACAACUGUGUGUAAAUUAGGUGACUCACUAUGUCACCAGCAGUUUUCUCUAAGAUCGCUGCUGCAGAUUUUUACGUCAGCAGUUUUCAAAGUACAUUAAACCAAGAGACACAUCCACUGCUUGUAAAAAUCAGUCUAGAAGAAACUCUUAUCUCAGGUCGAUUGAAUUUCUUCAAGCCAAAAUUUUGUGAAUAAACUUUAAUUGGGUCCAAAAACUAUUUGAUUGUAACUUAUAAUUUAUGAAACUAGCUUUGCUUUUUACAGCCUAAUAUGUAGUUUUUUAAAUUGUUUUAUUUUGUAUUAUGCAUCACAAGCCUAAUUGUUAUUCACAUUUCCAAAAGUUCAAAAAUUAGGGGGAGGGGGAGAGUGGUAUUUUUAUCUCCCGCUCUCUUGAUUGAAAAUUAAUUAUUUGUCUAUCCUGAAAACAGUAAUUAAUUUUAAUGUAUUUUAUUUGAAAGACAUUGUUAUUAGAUUUUAUAUAAACUUGUUAAAAUAUAUGUGCCACAUGCAGACACCAAAUGGUAGAGGGGAAUUAAUAAGCUGAAACUAAACACUAAAAUUUCACAAUCACAAAGAAAGUAUCUGUAGAAAAAAUAUACUUUUUGGAAAUGUAUGUUAGUAGUUUUUAAGUGGUUAAGCUUGUUGGGUUUGAGAGGUGUAUGUUAAUUAUUUUUGUUACAAAUAUGUGUGAAUUUUAUUUAUUUAUUCUUGAAUUGUGUUAAUGCACCUAAUAUCUUGUUGCUCAGUAAUUUUUAAUAAAACAUUGCAUUAAAGUUGCAAUAAUUUGUUAAGAAACUUGACAGUAUUUAUGUUGUACAAGUGUGCUUUUAUUGUAGCAUGUUUAGUCAUUUAAGCUCAGCGAAGCUGCUCAUUCAACUGUGCCAAAUAUUCGUUGUGUAGCUAGGAAAAAGAGGUACUAUAACACAAAUGGUUCUAAAAAAGUGUAAUAAAGCCACAUGUUGCGGUGCAUUGUGAUAUGACUGUAUAGUGUCAAAAUUCAGGGAAAAACCUUGUUGCCAAUGUAUUAAUGCAGUAAGUCCUCGAUUUACGGACAGGUUACGCUCCCGGGGAUUGUCCUUUAAACAAAACAUCUGUUAAUUCACUUUUUUUUUUCCAAAAGGAAUAAUGUGAAUGUCCUGGGUUACAUUCCUAGAUCUUCCAAAAAUGCCUGAAAUGCUAAAAACUUUACGGCCGGCUUGUGAUAUGCCAGGCAGCAGCACAGCCCAAAAAUCAAAACCUUAAGAGCUUGUAUGAAGCUAGCGUGAAGGUUGUGAACAGAUUAGUCUGAUGACCUUGCGAAGAGCGAGGAUGAGAGAGAGAAACACAAGGAAAGACAGAUUUACACACACCAGUGGAGUGACAGUGUCGCAGCCGGCCCGUAACAUUGCCGACCUUGAUCUGAUAUUGAUUUCUAUUCACAAUGGACAGUGUUUCGUCAGUCAUCUGGCAACAACACUCAUAAAUAUCCACCAGUUGCAUGGCCAUGAAAUGAGAAAAUAUCGUCCGUGAUUGUCUGGCCGCCACGGUACGGUGACGGCAACAGUACUGUUUGCAUCGGCACGGACACACGCCGGGCGAGUCCAAACAAAAUCCUUCAAAUAUCUAGAAUAUUUUCAACCUCGUUGAUGGAUUCAUGAGCCAGCUGACACGACACUGGUGUGUGUAAAUUGGCUUGAGGUGAGAGAGGGCGUGUGACAAGUCGCUGUUUCCCCUCACGUGGUUUUGUUGGAGGGGGUAUAACUUUCAGCAAACCUUUCGUCUCUCCGUUACUAGAAGCAGAUUUAUUGUGUUAUUUUUACAUUCAUACAUCUACGUAGAACCAGACAACACACUGAACAUUACGAACUUGAAAACUGAAUCUGUAUUUAUUUGGGGUAAACAGCGAACGCAGAGUGCCUGUACAGCGAAGGACUAAUGGACGACUACAAAACUUGUUUUGAAGCUCGUCGCCAUCCGGCACGACCUGCACAGAUUCCCUAGUCAUAACAAGAUGCACUGGCCAAUGGAAGGUGUGAGUUGCCAGUCAUUUUCUUUUCCAUGUGCAUCGUAAAUAUUAUCUCAGCAUCCUGCCCUCAUUUUUUUACAGGCACAGGAGAAAAGAUACAGACACUUUUAAAACAGCUGUGUCAUCCUUCAAUAACCAUUGUGCAUGCAAGAAUUAUUCAUGUGUGUAGGAAGUGCAGUGCGUGGAUACGAGUAGGUAUAUGUACAGGCUGCCCAUUCGUAAGUUGUGACACGGAAAUGUCUGCAGUGAUGCGUUUGGCAUCUUUUAACCAAAUUAAAGGUAACAAAAUAUAGCGUUGGUUAUUAACAAAUAUCCGUUAAUCAAGUGUUCGCUAAUCGAGGACUUGCUUUACUGUGCAGUGUAAGUGCAACUUUGGCUGUAGUAAAGAUUGUUACCCUUGUGUCUGGUAACUGUAUUUUUUUAUUUUGACUGCAGACUAUAAGAUAGUAAAGAAAAUAAAUUGGUUAAAAGGCAUUCUUUUUUGUACUUGUAAGUUAUACAAUACAGAUAAUAAUUGUGUAUUUUUAUUUGUGGUUCUAUAUAAAGUUUUAUUGUGCUUUAGAUAACUUAAUCUAUUAUGAAAUACAAUAUUACCAAAUAGAAAA